Messenger RNA from Rhagoletis pomonella (apple maggot), 1484 nucleotides. Its product is annotated as trypsin-2-like. Bases 38 to 1471 code for a protein of 477 amino acids. The record is from RefSeq and is a predicted model, not a curated record. Gene Ontology annotation, molecular function: serine-type endopeptidase activity. The transcript is spliced from 2 exons. Gene Ontology annotation, biological process: proteolysis. NCBI's taxonomy places the organism in Eukaryota, Metazoa, Arthropoda, Insecta, Diptera, Tephritidae.
CAUACUACCGGAGUAUAUAGGUUACGAUAAUAACCAGAUGGAUAAGUCAAUUGAAGGUCGCAUCGUUGGUGGUGUCCCGGCCGAAGAGGGUGCGGCACCUUAUCAAGUGUUGAUAAAAACUAUUUGGGACUCUCAUGUCUGUGGCGGUGCUAUCAUCUCGGAUCGGUGGAUAUUGACCGCCGGUCAUUGUAUGCAGGAUUUUCCAAUUGAAUCAUUGCUCGUGGUUGUGGGCACAAAUAUUUGGAGCAAACCGGGUGCCACAUAUCGGCCCGAACUCGCCUACAUACACUGUCGCCAUGAUAUGCCAAUUUACCAGAAUGACAUCGCUGUUGUACGCCUCAAUGCCACUAUACAAUUCAAUAAUGUAACACAACCCAUUGAGAUGUAUACGAAUACACUUAAAGCUGGCGAUCAAGUGACAAUGACUGGCUGGGGAAGCCCCAAACUCAACUGGCCCAAUACAGAUGUGUUACAAAUACAAAAUUUCACUAUUAUUUCCAGGCAGGAAUGCUUGCAACGUUGGGAUAAUCAUGAAGGUGUUGGCUAUGGACAUAUUUGCACGUUUACUAGAUCGGGAGAGGGUGCUUGCAAUGGCGACUCGGGUGGGCCGAUAGUGUACGAAGGAAAAUUGGUAGGCCUGGUUAAUUGGGGUGCGCCAUGUGCAAUGGGAAAGCCAGAUAUGCAUGCGAGUGUGAUCUACUAUCGCGACUUUAUCGAGCGUUCGCUGGCGCAGUGCUCAAGACAUGAAGGGCGCGUAGUUGGCGGUGAAAAUGCUGACCUCGGAUUCGCUCCGUAUCAGGCGUCUUUGCAGAGUAUGUUUGGCGAUCUUAUGUGUGGUGGCGUCGUCAUCGACAAGCAAUGGGUACUAACAGCAGCACAUUGCGUCUACGGUUACAAUCCGCCCUACUUGCGUGUUAUUACCGGUACAGUAGAAUGGCGGCAACCUCGCGACAUUUACUUCCCUGACGAGUAUUACACACACUGCAACUACAACAAUCCGAAUUAUCACAAUGACAUAGCACUCAUACAUGUCAACGACACAAUUCGUUUCGAUGAAUACACACAGGCCAUACCGCUUGCCACGAAGCCAUUAGAGGAUGGUGCAGAGACUAUACUUACCGGUUGGGGAAGGACUGUUGCCAAUGGUCCAAUUCCGGAAAUAUUACAGAAAGUAACACUACGUGCUAUCAGUCACAGGCGUUGCUUAGACGAGUAUGAUGGCGAUGAGAUGGUGGACGUUGGCCAUGUUUGCACAUUAACGAAGGAAGGUGAGGGUUCAUGCAAUGGGGACUCUGGUGGUCCGUUGACUAGCGAUGGUGAACUGGUUGGAUUGGUCAACUGGGGAAUGCCUUGUGCGCUGGGCAGCCCAGAUGCAUAUGCGAGUGUUUAUUUUUAUAGAGAUUGGAUACGGCGUGUAACGUCAGGAACAUGCAAGAACUGUCACUGCGAAGAGAGUAAUUACCCUUUCUAGCUAGUAAUGUUAA